GAUUUCCCAGUAACGAUAAGGGAUAUAUCCAAGGACAAAUAUUUGGCAACGACUGUCAAGCGGUCUGAAAAAAGUAUCCAUCAGGCAAUCAUCGAAGAUCUUCCAGAUAAACCUGUGUUGGAAAGUGUCAUGGAAUGGCGUUUAAUCAGUGAACAGGAGCUGGCAGCAUCUGAAUCACCAGUGGGAACUUUAGUUAGUCAAGGAACUGCACAGUGGAACAUAAAUAGGCGAUCCGUACCUUCUGGAAACUAUCUAGUAACAUUUACUGUGUCUAUUAGAGUCGGUGAUCCAGCAUCCUCAGAAACUCUCAAGGCUUUUGAUUACGGCUUUAUCAAAGUUAUUGCAGCUCCUUUGCGAGCCAUAAUCGAUGGAGGAAGUAGCGUUCUUUGGGGUUCUAGAGACGCUGUUACAGUGGAUGGAUCCCUUAGCUAUGAUGGAGAUGUUGGUCCUGGAAACUCUAGCGGGCUGAAAUUUACCUGGUCCUGUUAUCGUCUUGGAGAUAAUACUUCCGUCAGCAAUAACUGCUUUGGUUCUUUCAAGGGAGACGUAACUCUAACAUCCAUAGAAAUUAUCCCUCGUGGGCUUAAAAUAAGGCACCCAUACGUUCUCAGACUAACAGUGUCCAGAGAUGAUCGAAGUCAUUUCGCCGAAAUUAUUUUUGAGAUAGCAGCUGGUGAGAUACCUCAAGUUAGCUUAAGGUAUUUUUAAAUGAUUGUUUUAUUCUAUUCUUCCUCUCUUUCAGUCGUCCUUUAUACACAGUCGUUCCGUUUUGUUAAACCCUUAAGAGUACAUUACAAAUUGCUGAUUACAGUGGCUUUGUUCUACCUUCAACCAAUCACACGCAAAGCUGAGGCGUAUGUUGACUUGGCCUUAAGCAAUGUUAAGUGUGUCAGGAAAUUUACCUCUUUUGUAGAUCAUUGUUGUUGCUACUAUUGUUUUCUUCUCAGAUCGAUGCAAAAUGAAUUAUAACAAUCAAUCUACUUUAAUUCUCCUAUUUUCAUGCAGGUGUUUCGUAGACUGUGGUAAAGUAGUGUCUGCUUCGAACAAGUUUCGAGUGACAUCAGAGUGUCUCAAUUCCCCCUGUAUUAGUUCUGAGUAUAUAUGGCAAUUAAUGAGGUUGAAUGAUGAUUCAAAACAACUGGGGCGCAUAGCUAUCUUACCCAAUAUGACAUCAACUGCAAUAAAUGCAACCAACAUGAUUAUCAAAAAGAAAUCCUUGCAGUCAAGCUCAAAAUACGCCCUGAACCUGACUGUAAUACCCCCCGGUGGGACAGCAGGAUUUGCAGUGCUGGAGUUUGAGACAGCUGGACAGCCCCACAGUGGCUAUUGCGUGCCAUCAGCCGUUGUAGGUUUCUCUUUGGAAACAAAAUUUUCAUUUGAAUGCUUUGAAUGGCAAGAUAAAAAUAAACCACUAUCUUACGAAUUUCGCGUCGGAGACGAGCCAAUAUCCUAUGGCACCUCUGCAAAAUCUGUUUCAACAGUCUUACCCUCUGGAUCACCGGAAAACGAUUAUCAGCUGUCCAUCAACGUUAUUAUUAAGAAUGCUGUUGGUGUGGCUGUUGUAAAGAAGCUCUCUGUAAAGGUAAUAAUAAAACUGUACGCCUCAGAAGAGGGUUUCUCUGAAAGGACCGUCAAAUGUACAAUAGGUACAGGUACAAUAAAGUUGAUGAACCACGAGUACUAGGAAAAGCACAGACGUAGGCGGAUAAAACGGGUGGAAGAAGGAAAAGACGAAUCAACGCAAAACAAUAAAAAAAGUAGUUUUGUUGAUUUAGUGACUUUAGUGACCACGAUUCGUUUGAAGUAUAGGUGAAUCUCAGCAAGCUGAAAUUGCUGAACCAGUCGAAAGGCGCAAGAUAUUUUUGUAAAAAGAAAACUUUAUUCCGCUAUGUAUUAAAGCCUUCUAACACUUGUCCUGUUUCCAAAAGGUGGUGCCAUCGACCCAACUCGAUCCUUGCCGUUCACAGAUAGAAGAAGUUUCUAGCAAGUUGAAAGGGUUUGUCAUUGGGGAUGACAGCGACUUGGAUAAGUUUCUGAAGAAGGGUGAAAUUAGUCAAGCCUCCCAACUUGCUAUUACUGUCCUCCAAUCAGCUAACGAGGAAACAAAGUGUGGGCAAACGCUAGGCCAAGAUACCAAAACACUAGUGGGUCUACUUACCGUGAUAAUAUUCUUUUCAAAUUAG
Molecule: messenger RNA, 2183 nt
Organism: Pocillopora meandrina
Lineage: Eukaryota; Metazoa; Cnidaria; Anthozoa; Scleractinia; Pocilloporidae
Source: the annotation of a GenBank genome assembly